Molecule: messenger RNA, 2326 nt
Organism: Aedes albopictus (Asian tiger mosquito)
Lineage: Eukaryota; Metazoa; Arthropoda; Insecta; Diptera; Culicidae
Gene: Nnp-1
Product: ribosomal RNA processing protein 1 homolog
Exons: 3
Coding region: 101-2191 (696 amino acids)
Biological process (GO): rRNA processing
Cellular component (GO): nucleus; preribosome, small subunit precursor
Source: RefSeq, a predicted model, not a curated record
AGUCAACCGCGAAUCCGUUUUGAUCCAAGCUUCUUUCGUGAACUGUCAACUCAUCCUCGUCCUCAUCGUUCAUUCGCAUGUGUGUUUUCGUUUGGUGAACAUGGUGGUCAAAGCAGCGAUAGAAGUGAAUCCACGUGCCGCCGGCAAAUCCGAUUCCGAAAUGCAGCAGACCACGGUAGGUGGCAACCGGAGCUUCCGGAAGCAGAUGGAAACGCUUUCCAAGGCGGAGGAGAAGUCCAUCCUGGUGGCGAAGGAGCUGAAGUUCGUCAAGUCGCUCGCUGGCAACGAUGUCAAACUGCGCCGUAAAGUUAUGAAAAACCUCAAAAUUUGGCUGACGACGCGAAGCCGAAGCACCUUCGCGUUUACCGAUACAGAUUUUCUUCGUCUGUGGAAGGGACUGUAUUAUUGUAUGUGGAUGUCGGACAAGCCACUGGUCCAGGAGAGUUUGGCCGAUGAAAUUGCCUCCUUGGUUAGAUGCUUCGAGGAUCUCUCGGUAGCGUUGCAGUAUUUUGGAACUUUCCUGGAAACGAUGUGCAUCGAGUGGUUCGGAAUUGAUCAUUGGAGGAUGGAUAAAUUCAUGAUGCUCGUUCGUCGAUGCACUCGUCAGAUGCUUCAGGUGCUGCACGAAGCCCAGUGGCCACAGGAGAACGUCAGCGAAUUAAUGAAGCACAUUGACAACACUAUCCUCAACCCAGACAAGGCCCCAUUUGGUCUGACAAAACAUUUUGACGAUCUGCUGCUGGAGGAAAUCGCCAAAGUUAGCGAGGGCGAAAUCGAACCGGAAGUGGUGCACAUUAUUGUGAAUACGUACGCGCUUCGUUUGCUCAGUACCAAUGAUAUGCGGUUGAUUAAGCACAUUACAUCGAGCAUAUUCCACCCGUUGCUCUACCAGUCGGAGCUUGGUCAGGAUUAUCAGGAAAAGUUUGAUUUGUGGAAGAAAACCAACUUUGUGACGGGUAAUAUCGAUGACGUCGACUUCGAUGUUCAGUAUGAGCAGGAAGAUGGCGAGGAGGAAUGUGAAGAAGAUCAGGAUGAUGAAGAGGGUGGAAGCAAUUCCAGAGAGAAGGUGUACGAUCCUCGUGCUGGGCAAGUGGACGUCGAUAUUCACGAGAUUCAGUUCGACCCGUUGAAAGUUGUGGAAAUGUUUGAAAGCAAUCGCUUUAAACCUUUCGUCACAUCGAAGGGCAAAAAGCAGAUGAAAAUGUUGGUGAGGCAGUACAAGAAAUUCUCCGAAGGCAUCUUUCCACUUGGAGUCCAGGCGAUGGAAAGCAUUGCAAAAAAGGAUUAUGCUGUCAAUAUUGAUGAGCAAAUUGCUGAACUAGAAGAUUACCAGAAGGAACUGGUGGGCGAGAAAGUUUCUAGAAAACAGAAACGAAAAGAAUUGGCAAAGGUUAAGCAACAGGCUAAGGAGAAUAAUACAAAGGUAACUGAAUCAAAUGUUUGGACCGAAACCGACGAAACUCCAGAAGACGGAAACCCGAAACCUGCUGUGAAAUCCGAUUCAAAAAAGAAAACCAGGAAAAAGAUAACAAAAACCCAAAUAAAAGAAGAAAAGCUUAAAAAACUUAAGGUUAAAAGAGAAGCAAAAUUGGCUGCCAUCAAACAAAAAAGACAAGAGACGAAACCCAUUAAGAAGCCAACAAAAGUUGUAGAAGAACCGAAGCAAGAUUCACCGAAAAAGGUCGUAGAAGUAAAACCAAGUGCACCAAAGGUAAAGUCACAAACAACCAAACCGAAGGGUGCCUUCGAAGUGCACGACGAAUGGUCUGAAGCUUUGAAAGAAGGCGAAACAGAGUUCUUUAUUCCAUCGAGGAAAACCAAACUCAAGGAAAUUAACAAACAACUCAACGAAGAAGAUUCGGCAUCGGCCACUCCUAGCAAGUCAAAAUCACCAUCGCUCGUAAAAAACCCUUUCGCCACACCGAAGAACACAUCAUCCAAAUUGAAACGUUCUCUGGUAACGCCUCAGACGGAUGGACCAUCCGAAAAGAAACGCGUCAAAAUUGCGCUCAACAAGAACAUCUUCCAGGAUCUGCACCAGCACAUCCAGCAGGUGAAAAGUUCCCCCAAGGUACCGUAUGAUUCCAGCAAAAAACCUUCUAAGGGAGCCCUCAAGCCGAAUCUGAUGCCGAGUCCGAUUAAUCCAUUCUACCGGAAGAAGAUCGGACUAAAACUGAACGAUACGAUGUAAGAGCCCUUAUUUAUAGCUAAGGGCACAGGCGUAAGUACCUUUUGUCAUACAUACUUACAAAGUUCAAUGUACAGUUUUCGCAUUUUUUCGUUCGUAGUUUACGAAACGACAUUAAAUUAAGGAUUUCGAAUAGGA